AUGCGUCCUGAUUCGCGUAGCGUCUCGUUCACGUUCCAUCGUGAAGUUUUAAGUGUCAGAAAUUCACCAGAAUUGAUACGUACUUCAAAAAACUUAAGACAGCGUCUUCAAGAUCGUUUUGACAAAGAAAAAUGUAAUGAGUCUUCCAAACCGAAAGCUUCUAAAGAGAAAGAUAUCACAGAACGUGGUUGGAAUAAUUUGAGUCUUGGAAAUGUAUCCGCUGAUUCUAGACGUGCUUUACGAAAUGGAGCAGAAAGAUUAUCCAAAACCAUAUCAACAGUAAGAACAACGUUUGGUACAAUUUCACAGAAAUUUAGAAGCUCAACAAGAAGGCGUCAGAGAUUGGAAGAACAACAAUCUCCUGGCAGCAACUGUAAAAUGCAAACUCCUCAAUCACGCUCACGCCAAUUAUUAGGACGUACGCCAACUAAAUUAUACAGUCCUUUUGGUAUUGAAUCUCCUAAACGUGGUUGGAACAAGGAGAAUGAUGUUACAACAGUACAAGAGUCACCAGAAAAUCAUUCACGUCAGAUACAAUGCAGGCCGUUUAGCUUUGUAAGAGCUAAAGGAUUCUCUAUGCUAAGAUAAAGCAUUAUUUUCGGGGCUAUCGUGUUAUAACUUCUUUGCCUUUUAAGAAAUGCAUCAAAAAACGCACAUUUAGUACAACUAAGCACUUAAUUUAUUUUAUUCUAAUGAAUAACAAUGCAGCUAUUUAUCUAUUCUAUCAUCAUGCUAAUAAUCAUUUUAUAAUGGGAAUUAAUAUUAUUUAAUACCUCUUUAAA
Messenger RNA from Vespula pensylvanica (western yellowjacket), 782 nucleotides. RefSeq lists its product as uncharacterized. The record is from RefSeq and is a predicted model, not a curated record. Lineage: Eukaryota; Metazoa; Arthropoda; Insecta; Hymenoptera; Vespidae. The transcript has 2 exons. Bases 1 to 588 code for a protein of 195 amino acids.